Ictalurus punctatus (channel catfish) is the source of this 1743-nucleotide messenger RNA. It is a transcript of the gene arf4a, whose product is annotated as ADP-ribosylation factor 4a. Bases 340 to 882 code for a protein of 180 amino acids. Gene Ontology annotation, cellular component: cytoplasm; plasma membrane. Gene Ontology annotation, molecular function: GTP binding; GTPase activity. The record is from RefSeq and is a predicted model, not a curated record. NCBI's taxonomy places the organism in Eukaryota, Metazoa, Chordata, Actinopteri, Siluriformes, Ictaluridae. The transcript has 6 exons. Gene Ontology annotation, biological process: intracellular protein transport; vesicle-mediated transport.
GUGGCACGUGUGACGUCAUCCCGGCCGCAGUGGAGCAGUGACGUGGUGAAGAUAAUCAGCUGCAGUGUUUUCUUCACUUUUUAUUUUUUCUGGACGGAGAAAGAGACAUUUUCUUUCUUCUGUCUGUCUAUGAUUUUGAGGCGCAGAAGGACGGAGGAAGCUCUGAGUCUGAUAGUUCUCUCUCGCUCUCUCUCUCUCUCUCUCUCUCUCUGUGUAUAUGUGUGUGCGUGUGUGCGCGCGCGCUGGACUCGGCUAGCUUGUUAGCCACUCUCUGAAACAUCUCCAAACUAAACUCCGGCUUCACACGUCGCUUUAAUCUUCUCUGAACUGAAAAUUAAAAUGGGGCUGACCAUUUCCAGCGUCUUCUCGAGGCUUUUCGGCAAAAAACAAAUGCGAAUUCUUAUGGUUGGCCUUGAUGCUGCCGGGAAAACGACAAUUCUGUACAAACUUAAACUUGGAGAAAUCGUCACGACGAUUCCAACUAUAGGCUUUAAUGUUGAAACUGUGGAGUACAAGAACAUUUGUUUCACUGUUUGGGAUGUGGGUGGCCAGGAUAAGAUCAGACCUCUAUGGAGGCACUACUUCCAGAACACACAGGGUCUCAUCUUUGUGGUAGACAGCAACGAUCGUGAGCGCGCACAGGAAGCUGCCGAAGAGCUGCAGAAAAUGCUUCAAGAGGAUGAGCUCAGAGACGCAGUUUUGCUGGUGUUCGCAAACAAGCAGGAUUUGCCCAACGCCAUGGCGAUCAGUGAGCUGACGGACAAGCUCGGCCUGCAGACGCUCAGGAGCAGAACCUGGUAUGUUCAGGCGACCUGUGCCACUCAGGGAACAGGUUUGUAUGAAGGACUGGACUGGCUUUCCGAGCAGCUGAGCAAACGUUAAGCUACAUUAAUUGGCUCACACGAAGGGGGUGUUUUAACAAAGGACAUGAUCACAUAACUGACAGACAAUGGAUAUACUCACUUAUAUAUGUAUACACAUUAGCUCAUGGCUAUCAAAUUUGCCCCGAAGCAACUUUAGCUUUUUUUGUUUUGUUUUUUUUGAUCGACUGCUUUUAUGUUCUGUUCAUUUCAACAUUUCAGUAAGGUGUGUGUAGCUGUAUGCCUGUUUUAGUUUGAUUUGAAAUAUAUAUGGUGAAUUUCAACACGAAUCAAGUGAUGGGAAUGAGAACUUAUCCUUAAACAUGGGAACAUAUUUAUAUUUAUACAAACAUUUUUUUGCACUCAUUCCAUUUUUAUGUAGCUAAAUUUUGCAUGCAUUUUAAUCUGAGCAGCUUCCUUCAAUAAAUAAUGACUUUAGACCAAACUAUGUAACGCCAAUAUGUAUAAUAACGAGAAGCAGAUGGAUAACUAUGUACUCCGGUGGUUAAAGGGGGGGUUACAGAUUUGUUUUUGUAUGAAAAUUUGAGUUGACUUACUGAUUUAUUUGGCCUUAAUGCAGCUUACUGACUAUGAUGCCUGACUUGACCAUCUCACUAUAUAACCAGCCUUUACCUGCAUUUACAACUGCCUUAAAAUAUGCUCGUUUCCUGCUCUGUGGCCGUUUUAUUUUCAUAUAACAUUCACCUAAAUUGAAAAUGACCAAACGAGAUAUCAGAUUUAUUUGUAUAUACGUGCUGAAAGAAGUGCUUUGAUAUUCCAGUUGAUUUGGGCAUCUGCAAUCAUAUCAGUCCUUUUUUUUGUCCCUUUCUUUUUUUUCUCCAUGAUUUGUUUCUAAUUCCUAUUAAAGCCUGAAAUAAAAUGA